Molecule: messenger RNA, 666 nt
Organism: Penicillium cosmopolitanum
Lineage: Eukaryota; Fungi; Ascomycota; Eurotiomycetes; Eurotiales; Aspergillaceae
Exons: 2
Coding region: 1-666 (221 amino acids)
Source: RefSeq, a predicted model, not a curated record
AUGACGAACGUGCGCAAACCCAGAAUCGCCGAAAGAAUCGACUCUUACGUGGCCAAUAACCUCCCCGAUCCAGCAGAUCCUCAGUUCACAGACGGCUCGAUGAAUGGAUUCUAUGUGCCCAACUCUAUGAACACUGUAGCGCAUCAGUCCAGGUUGAUGGAUGAGAAUGGUGCCAGUUUGAGUGGCGCCUUUCAAUUUGGUACUGGAUCCCUUCACGGUUGUACCAUGCUGACGAUCGUGAGCAACAGAGCCGUCUGGAUGGCGCACUUCUGGGAAGGCCUCGCGUGGAACAAGGCAGACACGUGGACCACUGUUGACCAGGAAAACCUCCAAGACUAUGUCAUUGGAGCCCUUCUUGGCAAUGGCAAGAAUAUGGAUAAUGUUGAUCCGAUUGACUGGAGUCUAUUCAACGACGACUGUGACGAAACUCGUGUGUUCUGGAUGACUCCGGCUUACAUGAACAGCGAAACGUCACCUGCGAACUACGCAUUGUAUAAGGAGAAAAUUAAAAAGGUUCAGGCUGUUAUUGACGAGCAUCUCGAGAGCCCUGAAACGGAGACAUUUCUGUAUCAGCGACUGAUGUACAACUAUAACGGCGGCUCACCCACGGGCACAAACUCGAGAAACAUCGACACAGGGGCCUACGGACAGACUAUGUUUCAGUAA